Molecule: messenger RNA, 1627 nt
Organism: Chenopodium quinoa (quinoa)
Lineage: Eukaryota; Viridiplantae; Streptophyta; Magnoliopsida; Caryophyllales; Amaranthaceae
Product: transcription factor bHLH18-like
Exons: 4
Coding region: 452-1402 (316 amino acids)
Molecular function (GO): protein dimerization activity
Source: RefSeq, a predicted model, not a curated record
CAUUAAUUAGAUUUUUCUUUUGGACAAGUCCCUUUCAAUUUCAAUAUUAUAAACACCAACGUAAUUACAUUAAUUAAUAUUAGCAAUAAAUAAUCGUACUAUAUUACUAAAAUCUUGCAAUACUUUUCUUUUAUUACAAACAUAAAUAAAAAAAAUAAAAAUUCACCUUUUCUUCUCUCUCUUAUAUAUCCUCCUCCUCCAUCACACCCCUACUUAAAGUCUUAAACACACAGAGAGAGUGAUACAGAGAAAAUUCAGAGAGAGUUAUUUUUAAUUGGUUAACAUUGCUCUAUAUAAAUGAGGGAACUCUAAAUUAAAGACUGAAAACUCAACAACAAUACUUUUCAAUCUCUCACAAAUUACAAAUCUAUCAGUAAAAUAACAUUCAUAUCUUCCCUUGUCGUCCUAUUUGAAUUGCUAAGAAGAGGAAACAAUUACUUCCACCACGACUAUGGAUGCAUGGUUAGCAGAAUUGGAAAUUGAUAUGGGUACAAUUGAUAGUUUAAUCAAUAACCCUUAUGACGAACAAAGUGUAAUGGAUAUGGAAUCAAGUUUUGAGGAACAACUUGCUGCUACAUUUUUCGACACGGCCUCUCCUCAGGGAGAUAUUGAGUGCAAUGUCAUUGAACAAUAUAUAUCAUCCCCUCCUAUUCCCGAUAUCAGUGAAAACCACGACGAUAACAAUGACAAUAUCAAUAACAAAAAUGAUAACGAUAAUAACAUUGUAAGCUCCAAUGUUCAAGAGAGGCAACCGUCUAAAACUAAGCAAAAGACGAAGAAGCAAGCAAUGAGUACGAGUCAUGCCCCAAAGAGGAAACGACAGCCAAGCCAAGUGCAAGAUCACAUUAUCGCCGAGAGGAAGCGCCGUGAAUUGCUUAGCCAGAUGUUCAUUUCACUCUCUGCCAUCUUACCCGGCCUUAAGAAGAUAGAUAAAACAUCGAUCUUAGGAGAGGCAAUCAAACAUCUGAAGGAACUUCAAGAGAAAGUAAAGGUACUUGAAAGUGAGGUUGCAAAGAGGACUGUAGAGUCCGUGGUACUUUUCAAGGGCAUUGCCAAUGAUAAUGUUUCCUCUUCGUCGACUGUGGAGGACUAUGGUGGAAACGGUAGUAGUGGCAGUAGCGAUGAUGAUGGAGGUAAUAAUAAUAGUAGUGACUCAUUUUUGGAAAUUGAAGUAAAAGUAUUGGAGAAGACAAUUCUCUUAAGAGUUUAUUGUGAAAAACGAAAGGAGAUAUUGGCCAAGUUAUUUGCCGAGGUAGACAAGCAUCAUUUGGUCAUUACUAAUUUUAGUGUUAUACCAUUUGAGAACUUAGCCCUAAACAUUACCAUUGUUGCGCAGAUGGAAAGGGGGUUUAACAAGAAUGUAAGAGAGUUUGCUACAACUCUUCGCAAUGCCCUUCAUUAAGCUAGCUACGUACCAACGUUCUUCCAUAUAGAACGUGAAUAAGUAUUCCUCUACUUCGUAUAAUUUAACUUGUUUUUGGAUAUAUUUUAUCCAUAUUUUUUGAAAUAUCUUUGUAGUUUAUUAAUCAUCUGAACUUUACUGAAUAACGGAGAAAUAAGAAGUUUAUGCAGGACAUGCAUACACUUUUCAAUAAGUUAUAUGAAGUAUUUUUAAUAUUAUUGUCAA